Molecule: messenger RNA, 1240 nt
Organism: Fundulus heteroclitus (mummichog)
Lineage: Eukaryota; Metazoa; Chordata; Actinopteri; Cyprinodontiformes; Fundulidae
Gene: anp32e
Product: acidic (leucine-rich) nuclear phosphoprotein 32 family, member E
Exons: 7
Coding region: 126-869 (247 amino acids)
Biological process (GO): regulation of apoptotic process
Cellular component (GO): nucleus
Molecular function (GO): phosphatase inhibitor activity; histone binding
Source: RefSeq, a predicted model, not a curated record
UUAUCAUGGAGGAUCAGUAGGCAACUUGCGGCCAACAGAGAAGGGCAGCAACCGCUCUGAUCCUCGAGACUUUUCUCAACUGCUCGGCGCUCCGUUCCGAAACAACCACACAGUCACAUUCAAACAUGGAUAUGAAGAAGAGGAUUACUUUAGAGCUCCGGAACCGGAGCCCAGCAGAGAUCGUGGAGUUGGUGGUGGACAACAGCCGGUCUGCUGACGGAGAGGUCGAGGGUCUGACGGACGAAUUUACGGAGCUCGAGUUUCUCAGCGUGGUUAACGUGGGUCUGAGCUCACUGGCGAAGCUGCCGUCGCUGCCCAAGCUACGUAAGUUGGAGCUGAGCGACAACAACUUAUCGGGGUCUCUGGAGACCCUCGCACAGAAAUGUCCCAACCUGACCUACCUCAACCUGAGUGGGAACAAGAUCAAAGAGCUGAGCACGUUGGAGGCGCUGCAAAACCUUAAGAGCCUGCAGAGCCUGGACCUGUUCAACUGUGAGAUCACAUCUCUGGAGGACUACAGGGAGAGCGUGUUUGAGCUGCUACCUCAGGUGACCUACCUGGACGGCUUCGACCAGGAGGACAACGAGGCGCCGGACUCCGAGGCUGACGACGAAGACGAGGACGGCGAGGACCGGGCGGGGCCGACCGGAGAUUACGGGGAGGAGGACGACGAAGAGGAGGAUGAGGAUGGCUCAGAGGGAAGAGAGGUGGGGCUGAGCUUUCAGGUGAACCAGGCCAAUCAGGAAGAUUACGAGGAUGAGGAUGACUAUGCAGAAGAGGAAGAGGAAAAGGAGGGCGCUAAGGGAGAGAAGAGGAAGAGAGACGUAGACGACGAAGGGGAGGAAGAUGACGAAGAUGAAGACAACUAGUGGUCCGCCUGGCGCCGUCGUCCGUGUGUCGUCCUGCCCCAUCUCAGUCCUCCUCCGGACCCGACCUCCACCCAGCAGCAGCAGCCGCCGCGGCGCUGCGUCCCGAGAUAGUUGGUUUCAGUUUGUUAGAGAGUCACUUGUUUUUUUUUUUUUUUUUGUUUUUUAGAUAAAAUUAUAUUUACAGGGAAAGAGAUUUGAUGUGAACUUUACCUGUUGGUUCCAGCUGAAGACUCGUUUCCCUUUAAAAAAACCUGCUUCAGGGUUCAAAACCCCACACAGCCCAAAAAUCCUGGCUCUCCACCCGAAGGCGUCGCUGGACCGCUGAAGUUCUGCCUCCUCGUCGCGACUUCAAGCACAGAAAAAAAAAAAAA